Molecule: messenger RNA, 1176 nt
Organism: Dermacentor silvarum
Lineage: Eukaryota; Metazoa; Arthropoda; Arachnida; Ixodida; Ixodidae
Product: muscle-specific protein 20
Exons: 4
Coding region: 151-711 (186 amino acids)
Biological process (GO): actomyosin structure organization
Molecular function (GO): actin binding
Source: RefSeq, a predicted model, not a curated record
AGGAGCCCUGGUCGGCGGUGGGUCUUAGUCGUGGUCUGCCCCGGCUCGUCACUGCCGUCACCGUCUACCCACCGCUGCUGUGGUCAAUUGCCCCUCGCGCUUUCCUCGCCUCGGCUGCUGCUGCUGCUGCUGCUGCCCAGUGUGGUCGUCAUGGCUUACCGUGGUCCGGCGUACGGUCUCAGCGCGCAGAUCGCAAGCAAGAUCGCAUCGAAACGCGAUACCGAACUGGAAUCCCAGAUCUUGGACUGGAUCGAAGAGGUGCUUGAACAACGGCUACCCCAGGGACCAUACGAAGAAGUGCUUCGGGAUGGCGUCGUACUAUGCAAGCUUAUGAACGCCCUGAACCCGGGCAGCAUUCCAAAGAUCAACACCACUGGCGGCCAGUUCAAGAAGAUGGAGAACAUCGUGAUGUUCCAGAACGCGGCCAAGGAAUGGGGCGUGCCUGAGAUCGACGUCUUCCAGACAGUCGACCUCUGGGAGCGGAGGAACAUCCCACAGGUCUCGCAGUGCAUUCUAGCGCUGGGACGAGCGUGCUACCUGCACCCGGAGUACCAGGGACCUUGCCUGGGACCCAAGCCGGCCGAGGAGAACAAGAGGCACUUCAGCGAGCAGCAGUUGAGGGCGGGAGAAGGCAUCAUCAACCUCCAGUACGGCACCAACAAGGGCGCCAACGCGAGCGGCAUCAACUUCGGCAACACGAGACACAUGUAACACCACUCCCACGACAUCGAAGACAAAGGAAGAUCGUCGCAUUUUUUAUUUUACUCGGCAGUUCGCCUCAACUUUGCGAAAACGGGCGAUUGCAUCGGCGUUCACCAUACCCUGUUCUCGCUCUCUCGUUUAACGAUGUCAUCGCUACCCGAUUCUUGACCGGUCGUAGGCCACGAAGCGAUCAGAAGCGCGUUCACAAUGUUCAACGCGCCGUUCCAAAUUUGUCACUCAGCAACGCCUCUCUCAAGUGUAGACGCGUGGGGUAAAAUCGGCGACUUUCGAGGAAGGGAGAAAGAAACGAACACAAAUAUAUUUUUUCUUCUCUUUUAGUGUCGUGAAACGUAACCAAACGUAGCCCAGGACUUCAUCAUAAUUCAUUUGUGUGCAGUGCAGAAGAGAAUACUGAAAAAGCGGCACUAACAUAUACAAAUGUAGCCCGAAAUAAAGGUGGCUCAUUGUAUACAA